CCAUGCCCCGCGCUCCACGCGCUGCCGCGACCCCCCAGCCUAGCGCAGCCUUGGCCCCCCGCAGCCGUCUCACCGCCGCGCCAGACAUGCAGUGAAGGCUGAAAAUCUGGGUCACAGCUGAGGAAGACCUCAGACAUGGAGUCCAGGAUGUGGCCUGUGCUGCUGCUGUCCCACCUCCUCCCUCUCUGGCCUCUGCUGUUGCUGCCUCUGCCACCGCCUGCUCAGGGCUCCUCUUCUUCCCCUCGAACCCCACCAGCCCCAGCCCGCCCCCCAUGUGCCCGGGGAGGCCCCUCGGCCCCACGCCACGUGUGCGUGUGGGAACGGGCACCUCCUCCGAGCCGAUCCCCUCGGGUCCCAAGAUCACGUCGGCAAGUCCUGCCAGGCACUGCGCCCCCUGCCACCCCAUCCGGCUUUGAGGAGGGGCCGCCCUCAUCCCAGUACCCCUGGGCUAUUGUGUGGGGCCCCACGGUGUCUCGAGAGGAUGGGGGCGACCCCAACUCUGCCAAUCCUGGAUUUCUCUAUGGUUUUGCAGCCCCUCAUGGGCUGGCUACCCCACACCCCAACUCAGACUCCAUGCGGGGUGAUGGAGAUGGGCUCAUCCUUGGAGAAGCACCUGCCACCCUGCGGCCGUUCCUGUUCGGGGGGCGUGGGGAAGGUGUGGACCCCCAGCUCUAUGUCACAAUCACCAUCUCCAUCAUCAUUGUUCUGGUUGCCACCGGCAUCAUCUUCAAGUUCUGCUGGGACCGCAGCCAGAAGCGGCGCCGGCCCUCGGGGCAGCAAGGUGCCCUGAGGCAGGAGGAGAGCCAGCAGCCACUGACUGACCUGUCCCCGGCUGGAGUCACUGUGCUGGGGGCCUUCGGGGACUCGCCUACCCCCACCCCUGACCACGAGGAACCCCGAGGGGGACCCCGGCCUGGGAUGCCCCAGUCCAAGGGGGCUCCAGCCUUCCAGUUGAACCGGAUUCCCCUGGUGAAUCUGUGAUGCUCCCCAAUGUUGGGGUGCUGCCAAGCAGGAGGCCAAGGGGCCGGCACAGCCCUCAUCCCACUGACGUGGGGCCACUGUGGGGGACUGGGGCCACAGGUGCCCCCGCCUUCUGCCCUUGCUCACCACCCUGAAACACUCAUUGGCCCCGGGGGCAAGCCUACUUGCCCUCCCGUAGGUGGGGGCCUUGCAUACCUGUGGCUUUGGGUCCCCAUCUCCACCCUUGCACACUCACAUGAAAGCCUUGCACACUCACCUCCACCCUCGCAGGCCGCUGCGUAUACUCGUGCUCCUGUGUGGCCCGUCUCCUGCACCCUCUCCAAUCCACACCUGUCUGCUCAGCGGACCUCUUACGGUCACCCUCUUGUGCACACGUCCACGUUCUCCCCCGCCAUUCCGUGUGCGGCUCGGCCCCUCGGUGACCCGAGCCCAGGCACACCUUACCUCUCUCUCACGUGCAUCUCCUGGCCCAGUGUGGUGGUGUUGCGUGACUCUCAUCCUGGCCCUGCGGGACUCCCACUAAUUGUUUCUGUGGCCCCUGCAUGCUGACCCAGAGGUGGGUGGGGGGUGAGCUGGGGGCCCCUCGUGCCCUCGUCUGUCACAGUCCCAUCCCACCCCAUGUCAUGUCUGUCUCCUCUGUCCCACUCCAAGGGCCCUCGGGGUUCCCCCUGGGAAUGGGGUGGUGAGACCCCCUCAGUGUCUCCCCUGCCCCACUGCUAAAUUCUGUUGUCUGAGAGAUGGGUUCUGGGGCACCGCCUGCUGCACUACAUGAGAAAGGGACUCCCCGUGUCCUUCCCUUCCUCCCCAGGCCCCUCUUGUCCUGUCCUGUGUGUGUGUGUGUGUGUGUAUGUGUGUGAGACUUUCUGAAAUUCAGAGCCCCUGAGCCUGUUCUCCCCUUCCCAGCCUUCCUUGGGGCCUCCCUAACUCCACCUAGGCUGCCGGGACUGGAGCCAGCUGGUUCAAGGCCAUCAGGAGCUCUGCCUCCAAAUCCACCCCUCUCCUUCCUGGGCUCCCUCCUCAUGCCCCUCCUUUGUCCCUCC
Lepus europaeus (European hare) is the source of this 2021-nucleotide messenger RNA. RefSeq names its product PILR alpha associated neural protein (gene PIANP). NCBI's taxonomy places the organism in Eukaryota, Metazoa, Chordata, Mammalia, Lagomorpha, Leporidae. The record is from RefSeq and is a predicted model, not a curated record. Gene Ontology annotation, biological process: regulation of immune response. Gene Ontology annotation, cellular component: membrane.